GUCAAACGUCAACCUCUUCGUCACUUCCCGUCAUCGGUCUUGGCCGGAAGUAAGCCGCGGAGAAGAACGCAAGCGACACAGGAGCAUGGCAGAUACCGGGAUUUUAGAAUCGCUUCUCCGCCGUGUUGAAAAGGUGGACGGAGGCGUAGACAGCCAGGAUGUUGCCGUUAUACUCAACGUGGACCAUCAAGUGAUUGUCGGGGCGGUCAAAAGUCUGCAGGCUCUGGGCGAUGUGAUUGCUGCAGAGCUGCGCUCCUCGAAGCACUGGGAGCUGACGGCGGAGGGGGCCGAGAUCGCAAAACAGGGUAGCCAUGAGGCGCAGGUCUUCGAGGCCAUACCCGAGGAGGGGCUCCCGCAGAACCAGCUGAUGAAGCUGCCCAGUGGGAAGGUGGGCUUCAGCAAGGCCAUGUCCAACAAGUGGAUCCGUCUGGACAAGGGCCACGAGGGGGGCCCUCGAGUCUUCAGGACGGUGGCACACAUAGAGGACUCGGUGCGGGAGAAGUUGCUGCUGGUGAAAGGAGGCAAAGCCUCCCAGCUGGCAGAGAAGGAGAAAAACGAGCUGAAGAAGCGGAAGCUGCUGACUGAAGUGACGGUGAAGUCUUACUGGAUCACCAAGGGCGAGUCCUUCAGCACCACCGUCACUAAGCAGGAGACGGAGCUGACUCCGGAGAUGAUCGCCAGUGGGAGCUGGAGGGGUAAGAACUUUAAGCCGUAUAACUUUGAGGCGAUGGGCGUGGCUCUGGACUGCGGCCACCUGCACCCCCUGCUGAAGGUGCGCACGCAGUUCCGACAGAUCUUCCUGGAGAUGGGGUUCACAGAGAUGCCGACUAAUAACUUCAUUGAGAGCUCCUUCUGGAACUUCGACUCCCUGUUUCAGCCUCAGCAACAUCCUGCCAGGGACCAGCACGACACCUUCUUCAUUUCCGAUCCAGCGACGGCUCACGACUUUCCCCAGGACUACCUGCAGAGAGUGAAGCAGGUGCACUCAGAGGGAGGCUACGGCUCGCAGGGGUACAAAUAUGACUGGAAAAUAGAGGAAGCUCAGAAAAACAUCCUGCGCACACACACCACUGCCGUCAGCGCCCGCAUGCUGUACCGCCUAGCACAGCAGGAGAAGUUCACGCCCGUCAAGUACUUCUCCAUCGACAGAGUGUUCCGGAACGAGACUCUGGACGCCACCCACCUGGCGGAGUUCCACCAGAUUGAGGGGGUGGUGGCCGACUAUGGGCUAACCCUGGGUGACUUGAUGGGGAUCCUGCAUCAGUUCUUUACCAAACUGGGGAUCACCAAACUGCGCUUCAAACCGGCCUUCAACCCUUACACAGAGCCCAGCAUGGAGGUGUUCAGCUAUCACGAAGGGCUGGGGAAGUGGGUGGAGGUGGGGAACUCUGGUGUGUUCAGGCCGGAGAUGCUGCUGCCCAUGGGGCUUCCUGAGGGCGUGUCCGUCAUAGCCUGGGGGUUGUCCCUGGAGAGGCCCACCAUGAUCAAGUACGGCAUCAACAACAUCCGCGAACUGGUGGGGCACAAAGUCAACCUGCAGAUGGUGUACGACGGCCCUGUGUGUCGACUGGACUCUUAAAUCCCAUCGGGCAGCUCGGCGGACAGCCUUCCCCUGGCCCCCUGCCCGCUGCCCCCCAGCCCUGUCGCUUUAGGACCCCUGCGCUGCCACGCACACUCACUCUGCCUUUUCUUUAUUUAUUGCCCCCUGCAGGCUGGGCAGAGUGCUCUCUGUCAUGGGCAGAGAAAGGGACAGUGGGCAGAGGGUGGCUCUAAUCAACAAAAAUCCCCCUUCAUACACUGUUUAUAGUUAAAAUCCCCCCUUCAUACACUCAUUAUGGUUAAAAUCCUCCUUCAUACACUGAGUAGGGUUAAAAACACGGUCAGCUGGUCUUUCUAUCUCUUGUUUAUCCAUUUGUCUCAUAUAAGGGUUACACUUAAAACUUCAGGCAUAUAACAUUAUGAUCAAAAGCAAAUACUGUAUGCGCCUGCUUUAAGUACCUUUAGGUUGUGACUGCACAGGGCAUCAGUUCCGUAAAACUGCAUUAGUGAGUAUUUUUUACAUCAUUUGUAUUUACCCGUGUCAAAGCUCAAAGAUCGAAUUCCCUGUGACCCUCUGUAACUUGGAAUGCCUGCACAGUAAAGGUUGUUAUUCCGAA
Messenger RNA from Anguilla rostrata (American eel), 2156 nucleotides. It is a transcript of the gene farsa, whose product is annotated as phenylalanyl-tRNA synthetase subunit alpha. Gene Ontology annotation, biological process: phenylalanyl-tRNA aminoacylation. The record is from RefSeq and is a predicted model, not a curated record. Lineage: Eukaryota; Metazoa; Chordata; Actinopteri; Anguilliformes; Anguillidae. Gene Ontology annotation, cellular component: cytosol; cytoplasm; phenylalanine-tRNA ligase complex. The coding region runs from base 86 to 1579 and encodes 497 amino acids. Gene Ontology annotation, molecular function: ATP binding; phenylalanine-tRNA ligase activity; tRNA binding. The transcript has 13 exons.